CGCCAGAACACUCCGGAAGCCGGGGAAUGGACUUGGUGGCCUUUGAGGAUGUGGCUGUGAACUUCACCCAGGAGGAGUGGGCUUUGUUGGAUCCUUCCCAGAAGAAUCUCUAUAAAGAUGUGAUGCAAGAAACCUUUAGGAACUUGGCUUCUAUAGGAACUAAAUGGGAAGACCAGAUCAUUGAAGAUCAGUACAAAAAUUCUUGGAGAAAUCUAAGGUACAUGAAAGAAUUCAUACUGGAGAGAAACCCUAUGAAUGUAAAGAAUGUGGGAAAGUCUUCAGACAUUCCAGUAACCUUUGUAGACAUGAAAAAACUCAUACUGGAGGCAAACCUUAAAAUGUAA
Messenger RNA from Carlito syrichta (Philippine tarsier), 344 nucleotides. RefSeq names its product zinc finger protein 124-like. Gene Ontology annotation, biological process: regulation of DNA-templated transcription. Lineage: Eukaryota; Metazoa; Chordata; Mammalia; Primates; Tarsiidae. The coding region runs from base 27 to 344 and encodes 105 amino acids. The record is from RefSeq and is a predicted model, not a curated record. The transcript has 4 exons.